Molecule: messenger RNA, 5234 nt
Organism: Etheostoma cragini (Arkansas darter)
Lineage: Eukaryota; Metazoa; Chordata; Actinopteri; Perciformes; Percidae
Gene: hic1
Product: hypermethylated in cancer 1
Exons: 2
Coding region: 342-2546 (734 amino acids)
Biological process (GO): regulation of transcription by RNA polymerase II
Cellular component (GO): nucleus
Molecular function (GO): protein binding; DNA-binding transcription factor activity, RNA polymerase II-specific; RNA polymerase II cis-regulatory region sequence-specific DNA binding
Source: RefSeq, a predicted model, not a curated record
CGUAAAGUCUCCGCCGGCAGGUUUGGUCCGACCGGACACCGACACCAGCACCAACAGUCUGAAGUGUCAGAUAGUCUUGUUAACACGUGAGAUAUUCAGUGUAUGGAAGAGAGUGAAAGGAAUGGAAACCGGGAGACAGAGGGCUGCAAAGUAACACGGAAGAUACGUUUUGAGAGAGAGAGAAAGAGAGAGGGAGAGAGAGAGAGAGAGAGAGAGAGCCCGACUUGGAGGGAACUGCGGAGGACCUAAUGAGGGAAUGCCGAUAAGGAGAGCAGACACACGGGCCGAGCACCAGACAUGAGUCCGAGAAUUCUGUUGUUGCAGGUGGCGGACUGAAGACGAUGCUGGAUGCCAUGGAAGUUUCAAGUCAUGCUAGGGAUCUCCUCCUGCAGCUCAACAGCCAACGAACCAAAGGCUUCCUGUGUGAUGUUAUCAUUGUGGUGCAGAACGCCCUCUUCAGAGCUCACAAGAACAUUCUGGCGGCCAGCAGCCUCUACUUGAAAUCUUUGGUGGUCCAUGACAAUCUCAUCAACCUCGACCACGAGAUGGUGAGUCCAGGGGUCUUCAGGGUCAUUCUGGACUACAUCUACACAGGCCGCCUUAGUGAGGGAGACCCCACUUCUCCCGCUGAACCCAAUCUAGGCGCUGUCUUGGCAGCAGCCAGCUACCUUCAGCUGCUUGAUUUAGUGGCUUUGUGCAAAAAGAAGCUGAAAAGAAAUGGCAAGUACCCUCCCCGCCCAGGUCCUGCAUUUCUGCCCUACCCAAAGAUGGGGCCCAAUAAUAUGGGUUUAGGGAGUGGUGGCAGGUAUAGGAUUUCUACUCCUGUCAUUCAGUCCUGCCCUCCAGGAGGAAUUUUAAAUAACAAUGCAACUCGAGCAUCACCACUAGAGGAGCUAGUUCCCCAUCGGCUAGCCGUUCACGCUGCGGAACUGUAUGCUCCCACCUCCAUCCAGGGCUCUCAGGUGUUCCCGUCCCUGCAGUCAGCUCUGCCUGCCCAUAUUGGGCGCUCAGCCCACCCUGAGAGGAACUGCUCCCCCAGCUAUGGCCUUGAUCUCUCCAAGAAAAGCCCCAACUCCCAGUCUCAGCACACACAGUCUCAAUCCCAUCUGGCGAACACUCACAACGAUGAGGAGCGAGACGGGACUCUGAGCGGACGCACUAGUCCCACGCAGGGGACGAAUGGAAGGGCCUUCCCCUCAGAAAAAAUGGAGUCGACUGACCAGAUAAGCUCCCUCACUCCUCCACCAUUCCUCCAUCUCAACCAGCCUCUUGGCCCACACCUCCCCCACCUGCACCGCUCAGGCUCCCAGGGAAGAGAUCGCUACCCAUGCCCCCCCAGCCCUGACACCCCCACAGAUGGUGGAGAGGCAGGCAGAGAUAUGGGAAACAUCUACCGCUGGGUGAAACACGAGCCCCUCUCAUACACAGCUGAAGAUGAAGAUGAGGAUGAGGACGAGGAAGAAGCGGGGGAAAAUGGAGAACAGCAUCAUAACAACCACAAGGCCGGGGAGGAGAGUGAAGGAGCCGAUGACAAGAGCGGGUCAGGCACAGAGGAGACGGGCAGUAGUGAAGGCCGCCCGUCCCCUUCUGGAACAAUGGGGAGGUUCCACAUGCCGUAUGAGCCGGAGAGCUUCGGGGACAAUCUGUAUGUCUGCAUUCCCUGUGACAAAGGCUUUCCGAGCUCAGAGCAACUCAAUGCACACGUGGAGACACACACGGAAGAAGAGCUGUACGGUAACUCCGGUGGGGAGAUGGGAAACAGCAAUAACGGCAGCACCAAGAACAUGAGCAGCAAUACAAACGGUUAUGGGAGCCUGAACAGCUGCAACAGUUUGAACAGUCUGUCCCACCUGGAGACCAAGUCCAGUCAGAGUUCAGGGGGCAUCGGGGAGAUGAUCCGACCCUACCGCUGUUCCUCCUGUGAGAAGUCCUACAAAGACCCAGCCACUUUGCGCCAGCAUGAGAAGACCCACUGGCUGACCCGGCCUUACCCCUGCAGCAUCUGUGGCAAGAAGUUCACGCAGCGGGGCACUAUGACGCGCCACAUGCGUAGCCACCUGGGCCUUAAACCUUUUGCCUGCGACUCCUGUGGCAUGCGCUUCACCCGUCAGUAUCGCCUAACCGAGCACAUGCGCAUCCACUCAGGCGAGAAGCCCUAUGAAUGUCAGGUGUGCGGCGGGAAGUUUGCUCAGCAGCGCAACCUCAUCAGCCACAUGAAGAUGCACAGCAGUGGAGGGACUGCAGGGGGCCUGACCGCAGAUGGGAAACUGAAGCUGGACUUUGCUGAGGGCAUCUAUCCUCUGAGUAAAUAUGCAGCAGAGCAUUUGGGGCUGAAGCAGGAGAAGGCCCAUGAGCUUCUCAUCCAAGCCCAGCAGCAACUGGUAGCUGAUGCAAAGGUCAUGGAAAGCCUCUACCCGCUGUCCAAACUGGCCUCAGAGCACCUGGGCCUCGCCCACGACAAGAUGGAUGUCCUGGGUCAACCCCUCCCACCUCCUCCACAGGCCCUCUCUGAAGCCCGCACCAUUGACCGCUACUCACCCAGCUAAGGCCACAUGACCUGUACAAAUGGAGGUCAACAAUAGAUCUGUGCACACAUAACUUGCAGUAUUCUAAAGCCAUUCACCUCAACACAAUAUCUCCUCUGCACCUCAGACGCAGGCCAGGAGGAAUCUGUCUGCUCAUGCACACCAAAAGGUGUAGACUCUAAGUGCCUUUUUAUGCAUCUAAUGUAUCUUAAUAUCCUCCUUCAUAAAGGAGCUCUGUGCUAUUCCGUGACCAAGAGACACUUACUCAAAGAAGUCCAGUAUUUAUGUACAGUGUAUGCAAAAAAAAACAAAAUUACAGCCAUUGAGCCAAAGUGACAAAUUGAAACCCAAAAUGAAAUUGUUUUAUUUAUUUUUGUAUUUUGGUGAAAUCCAAAGAGAAACUGUUGCAAGGAAAUGUUGCAAUCUGACCCUAAACUGUGUACUAUCAAGUACCAUCAGUGUACAAAAGAAAUGAAAAAGCACAUAAAAGGACAAGAUUCAGGGUUUGAGUCCAGACCUGAGCGGAACUUUUACCAAAUGAAUAAGCCAACUCUUCUGGACUUUAAAGUAAUGGGAGGACAAAUUCUUUUUUCUUCUUCUGUUUUUUUGGGUACAGGAUCAUUUAUGUAUCCCAGUUUCUCCGAAUCAUGUUCCUGCUUCCCGAGUCGCAAGGGAAUGACUGCAUCUCGGUAAAGUCUCCUCUGUUUUAUUUUCUCCACAUUUUUAAAAGUAACCCACUACCCCACAUAUCUGUGCAGAUAAAGACUCAUGCUAUGUGACAGUAAUGGUAAGCUUAAUCAGCCUUACACGCAGCUUGUAACCCUUCUUGACCUAAAACUUCCUUUGCAUUUUGACUAACAUCCCUUAGCUUUCAGUUGUUAUUGAAAUGCAAUAAGCAAAGCCCUGUGUGAUCUCAUAACUGGGACACGAUUGCACAUACCCAACUGAUGACACACUAAUCCCUGUUCAUGAUGAGCGUAGCUUCAUCUCGCGGUGCAGACGAAGCAUGGGUGUUGCCUCUGACAUUGUGUAAUAUUUACAAUUAUGGAUGCAGCCGAGCGGAGAGGCAGGGACGAGGUCAGAAUGAAUGGCACAGAAAUCUGUCAUUUGCUUUCAACGGCAACUACUCUAUUCGCAGCAGCCUGAUGAUUAAUCGCGUAGCGACGGUAGUCAGAUGUCGCGUUGCCACAGCUCCACUGUCCCACCUCUCAUUUGACCUCCCUCCCCUGCAGACGGUUGUCUGGGAGCCCUGCUACUGUUGACAGGCCAAAGUGAGUGCUGUACUCAGCCCUUUGCCUUAAAAGCGCUUCGCUCCACUCACCCUGCACACAUAUAUACACACUCCCGCCCCUCCACACACACAUAGCGAGCUGCUAAUCUGUCCGUGAUAUGAACACAAGAAGGGGUUUGUGGGUCUUCCCCAAAGCCAGCGGGUGAACAGCACACCCCAGCUGCUGUGCCUCGGUAAUCCCUGUGAAAUCUCACUUUCUCCUGGACAAUUCCCACUGCUCGCCGGCGUGAUGUCCCAUUUCAUGCCUGCCAUCUUACCCCUCUGAUCCACUUAUUAACAUCAUAUCCAAGCCGAGCGAAUGUCUCCCUGCCCUGCCUCCCUUUCCCGCUUGUAUCAAACCCGAAAACAAAGAAUGACAUAUUUCUGUGUUGGCUGACCUAAAGUUCCUCCAGCUUGAAAACAAAAGAGUACUUAAAGGUUGUGGGUUGACGGCACAUUUUUUUGUCUUUAAAAUGUUUAUUCCAAAGAAUAUGCUGGCCUUUGAUUUUAUUUUGCCACUUUUACUGGUAGGAAUGGAAUGUCUGACCACUAUUGUGCCAAUGCCAACCUCAGUGGGUGAAUGUGAAGACUAAAGCCAUAAAUACACUGUGAUAGAGGUAGUGAAUCCUAAAGGCUUAAAAAACCCAAAACAGAGACAAUGUGCCUGACUUUUGGGAUUGUUAUUCUUUAAAUGUCACAAUAAUUUGAGGGCUUCUUCUCUGUAGCAUAUGAUCAUAUCAAACAUGUUGUUUUCUGUCACUUUUUAAAAUUUCUUUUUUAUUUGAACUGCGCACGAGAAACUGGUGCUUACCUCAGGACUGAACCCAGCAUGGGGACGCUAAGCUUUACUAUCCUUCCAAUUACAUUGUCUACACACACUUACACAGACACCCAUGCACACACACACACUUUUUUAAAUGUUCUUAUCAACAGGGCAGUUGUCCUGUGUUAAACCUGUGGUUAUUUCUGUGUUUAUACAUUUCUUGUUUUAUGGUGAAGAGAUAACAUGUGAUAUUAACAUUUUCUUUGUUUUGAUUUUUUUUUUACUAUGCGGUAUACAUUUUCUAUUGUGUUGUCCUCAAAGAGGCUUGUGCUGGUAUGACCAAUUCCAUUGUUAGAACACAAGGCAAAGUCAUUUUGGUCGUAUCUUAACUGGCUGUUUGUGAAUUUCUGAACCACACUUUAGAGAGCAUGAUGGAUUUGAUCUUUGGUUUUGACCACACAGAAUAUUCUCAGUAUUUCCCUAAACGGACGAACAGUGGCUUUACAGGGCGAGAAUGAAAAGUAGCCUCAUGUUUCUCCAGAGGUUAGUGAACUUUCAAUGACGAGAGCCAGACUGAGGCUGUAUACAUGCACACAAACACACAGGAAGCCAGCUUGUUUUGGAUGAUGCUUCAAGUUUUGGGACUCUUUUGUCUAGCUCUGUAACAAAAAAGAAA